Messenger RNA from Meleagris gallopavo (turkey), 5556 nucleotides. The record is from RefSeq and is a predicted model, not a curated record. Lineage: Eukaryota; Metazoa; Chordata; Aves; Galliformes; Phasianidae.
GGAAAAAACCUUCUUUUACCUUUUAUUUUAGAAAUGGGAAAAUCUCUUUCUCAUCUACCGAUACAUACGUGUAAGGAAGAUGGCUAUGAUGGAGGUACAGUGUCGGAUAAUAUGAGGAAUGGGUUAGUUCACUCAGAAUCACACGGUGAGGAUGGCAGAUGUGGGGAUGUGUCACAGUUUCCAUACGUGGAAUUCACAGGAAGGGAUAGUGUCACUUGUCCUACCUGCCAGGGAACGGGAAGAAUUCCACGAGGGCAGGAAAACCAGCUGGUAGCAUUAAUUCCAUACAGUGAUCAGAGACUAAGGCCAAGAAGAACAAAACUCUACGUGACUGCUUCUGUAAUUGUAUGUCUCCUACUUUCUGGACUGGCUGUUUUCUUAUUUCCUCGCUCAGUCGAUGUUGAAUACAUUGGUGUGAAGUCAGUUUAUGUCAACUAUGAACAGAGCAGACGUAUAAUAUAUUUAAAUAUUACGAACACGCUAAAUAUAACAAACAACAACUAUUAUUCUGUUGAAGUAGCAAACAUCACAGCCCAAGUUCAGUUUUCAAAAACAGUUAUUGGCAAAGCACGGCUAAACAACAUCACCAACAUUGGUCCUUUGGAUAUGAAACAGAUUGACUAUAUGGUGCCCACAGUCAUACAAGAUGAAAUGAGCUACAUGUUUGACUUCUGUACUUUAGCAUCAAUCAAAGUGCAUAACAUAGUGGUGAUGAUGCAAGUGACGGUGACAACCUCUUACUUUGGCCACUCUGAGCAAAUAUCCCGAGAGAAAUACCAGUAUGUGGACUGUGGAGGAAACACAACCUACCAGCUGGGCCAGUCAGAGUAUUUAAAUGUACUUCAGCCUCCUCAGUGAAAGCACCUGUUGGUUAGUGUGGAAUGACUGCUCUUGAUGCUUGCAGAAAUCCUUUAAAUAGGACUGGUACUUUGUAAAGGAGAGAAUAUGUGCAUGUUAUGCAAAAGAAAUGUGGUGGUCUGUUCACUUUAAUUGCAAGGAGGGAAAAGUUCCAAAAUGUAUAUAGAUGCACUUGUUAAAUGUUGUGUUUUUCCCCUUCUGUUUGCUUUCUGUUACUGUAAACACUUCUGUCAAGGUGUGUGGUUGAAGGGAGAGGGGGAAUUACAGAUUGUUGAGCUGAAUUGGGACCUUUUACAGUGUGGUAUAUCAAUUUAGAGUAAUUGUGUGUAUUUGUCUGUUUAGGUGAAAUGUGUCACUAAUGAGCAUUUUAGAAGAAUUGAUACUCAUAACUUCUAAGUUUAUAUUUUCAGUUCUUGAUAUUUGACUCUUGAAACUUGCAGUAUAACUACUUAAGUAACAAGAUUGCUUUGAGGGACCUGGGUGUGAAACUAAUAUUAGUAAACCAGUGGCAAUAUUUCUUUGGUUGGUAUUCUACUUUUUGCUAUAUUUGAUCAGAAGUGAUAUGCAGACUGUGAAAGCCAGGAAAGCUCUCAUGGAGGACACUAUACUUGAAUGUGCAACUUUUAGAAUCUGGCAUCCUCUUGUUCAUAUUGACCCCUGCCAUCUCUGGGAUGUUACAAGGAGAAUGUAUGUUGCUAGAUUUAAAACAAGGUUUAAAAAAAGAAAUUCCCCCUACCAAAUCAUUGCUGAAGGAAAAAAGGAAAAAUUCAAGACUGGAAAGUGAAGGAGUUAAGGUUUCAACAGUGUCAUUCCAUUCUUUUCUUUUUCAAUUAAACUUUUGAGUACAACUAUUAAAAUCAGAGUUGUAUAGUUAGGAACUAAGUGGAAACCUGUUUGAGCAUGGGUUUGGGCAGCUAGAUGUAAAUCUUUAACAUUUUUAUUGCUUUGAUAUACUUUGUAUCUAAGCUCCUUGUCAAUGUUAAUACCUUGGGGUGUUUGUACUUAGUGCACGGGCUUGGAAAGCAAUGCAGUAGUUACCUGAAUCUCCUGAGUGCUCGUAGUUCACAUCAGUUGUGGGAUUAGGAUAUACCAACUCCUUCUGAAUGAAUAAAUGUUAACUUAAAACAAAACUAAUACAAAAUAGUUUAAUUGGUUUAGUUUGCACAAUUCUGGGGUUUCUAUCAAAUGCAGUAACUGUAAAUUUCAGGUUUGAAGUUGCUCAACUUCUAAAAACUGACUGUUCUAAGGGCAAGGUGCAAAACUUUUUAGUUAACUAGAUUGGGAUUGUUUUAAUUCUGAAUUAGGUGAAGCUUCAAGAAAGUUCUAUUGAGACAUUGUAAUGAAUACAAAAUUUUUUGAAAUGCUGUAGUUUUUAUGCUUCCCAUCUCCUGGAAAUAAGCUAUAUAAAAUGAUUCAGCAAUAAACACUAUGGAAAAAAGCUACAGAGUAACUUCUUGCAACUAAUCAUCCUUUAUGCUGCAGCAAUUUGGUGAAGUUAUGUGUCUGUAUUAUUCUUCAUCAGUGUUCUUCAGGUGGACCUAAAGGUGGUGAUCGGGAAACAUAUCAGUUAGACAAGUCUGAUAUAUUUUUUUUUAAGGGGGGAGAGAAAAAAAAAAGUAUACAAAAAAAAAAUGUCUGAAUGCAGUGAGCACUUAUCCUGAAUGCCUAUGAAAAAUCUGACUUAUAUUGGAACAUAAACUGUCAGUUUCCUGUAGUUUCUGAUAGAACUGAAAAGUUGAGUUUUGGUUUAGGAGAACUUCAGUACUGGAAUAAUUGAUUCCGAUGACUUACUUUACUUACGUUUUGAAAGUUAUUCUUGUAUCUAGGCACUUAAAAAUCUCCAUUGUGUCUUAAUCACAAGGCAAACAAGUUCACAACUGGCUCUCCUGGUCUUCCUAGACUUGUGGAUCAGGUUCAGUCUUGUGGAUGAUACAACGUGUGCGGAAGCUAAUCUGACAGUCUGAAAAGAUAGAGCUGAUAACUCAAGACCAGACUAGUAGGAAGCUGGCUAAAAGCAGAGAAGUAACAUCUAAUAUUCUAUGUGACAUGGAAGGAUUCACUUCUGUUGGAGCAUAUGGGAAGAAAUCUGUUUUAAACCAUGUUGUAUUUGAAGUCAACCAGUAAGCAGUAUUUUUUCCCUCUGUGUCCAAGUAUUUAAGCCUCAAGUUUGUUGUAUUUAUUUUUUUCUUGUUUCAUGUUGAUGUAGAAAAAAAGAAAACAGCCCUAGGCAGAUACAUAUAUACAUAUAUAUAUAUAUUUUUUUUUGUACUAGUUUAAACCAAAAUUUUAUUCAAAGGAGUAAAAGUAAUCUAAAAUAACUGGAAUGGUGCAAUGAUGUACUUAUUUGGUCACAGUAGGUAGCAGAUGCUGCUUGAACAAGUGUUUUUAGGGAUUUUAUGCUUGCUUAUGUGGUGUUGUGACACAACUCAGACUGACAUUUGAAAGUUUGGCAGACAUGCUGAGCAAAAUGCAUACUUAAUCUGUGAAUCUCCAACUGCUUAAAAUGCUCUAUGUUAUCUAAUUUAAAAUAAAAUGUGCUGAGUGGGAUUAUUCUUUCCAUGGAUAUGGAGGGAUAAAAUAUUAUUUUUAAUAACUGCUUAUCACCUGGGAUACCUAAUGGGUGUAAAUUUUAACACUAUUAAUUUGUGGUGGGAUUACUGAAUAACUAAGAUUUCUUACCUGAAAGUAGAAUCUGGUAGAGUUGGUGAAUUUUCAAAUUAAGUAAUUUACAAGAGCAUUAAAAGCAUGUUACUUUGUGCUUGCAAUAACUGUCAGCAUGUUGUUAACCAAACAAAGUUUUGCAAACAAGCUAUGAUUCAAAUGAAAGACCUCUUAUAGCCUCAUUUAUUUCUAUUGAUUUUUGUUUUGUAACAAAUGAGAGCCUUAUGGUCCACUGUUGUCCAAGUAGUACAAAUUCUAAAUUCUUUCCAGAAGUUCAGCUUGAAGAACCAUUGUCUUUCCCGAUUUGUUUUCAUCUUGUAAGAGGUUUUCUGAUGGAUUAACUUAUUUCUUUUUCUGAAAUGAUGAGUAUUUCACUUGUAACUUAUCCCUUAAUCUUAGAAUAUGAUCAAAUGCAUACAUGACAACAUUGCAUUGCUUUAUUUCAAGGGAUUUAUUUCUGGUAUUCUUUUCACUGGAACUAUUUCUUGCAAUUCCUGUAGUAAAACCUAUUGCACUUUAAAAUAAAGCUCUUUUAGUUAUCUGUUGAAACAGUGGUUCAGGUAUUGUAGUGCAAUGGGACAAUCCAAAACAAAAACCUUAAUGUAUUCCAUAUAUAAUAGGUGUAAAAUUUCAAAAUUCGAAGUUAGACUAUUACGAAAAACUUAAAUGAGUAAGAAUGAUAGCUGCUCUGACCCACAGAACAAAAUUAGAUUUCAAUAUGAUGCUUUAAAAACGAGUGAGUGAAGCCACUAAAACUUGAAGAUUUCUUUAUCCAUCUUGGCAUAUAGGGGGCAAUUGCUUGCUGCUUAAUUUCAUGUGAAAGACAAGCAUUAAGUAUCUUAUCCUGUCUAGUGCAGCUUUGAAGUUCUUAAUGCACUUCUGGUUUGUGCAUGACCUUGAUGUUAACAUUGUGGUAUAUUUUGCAGCCUUGUGCUGGCACAGUUAAGUACAUGCCUCAGUUGACUCUUUCAGUUUGUCCUUGAAGUCCUUCAAGUGAAUAAAUUUCUUCAUAGCAAUUCAUUGCAAACAUGACUAGUCCUUCUAGUGUGUGGUUAACCACAGAAUUUCUGAGCUCUACGAUUGAACUGUUAGGGUCUUUAACCAUCAGACUGAAAUGUUGUGCCCACAUGAUGGGAAGGAUGGUUCUUGUAGUAGUACAAGAGAGAUUUGUAGACUUGAAAAAAUAAUUUAUUUCUUUAUUUCUUGUUUGCUAUUUGAAGCUUCCUUCUGGGAGGUUCAGUUGUGGUUUUGCUUUUUUCCCCUCUACUCUCUCCCCAGUCUGUAAUGGGAUAGCUGUGUGUUACCGUCUUAUGAAAUGGGUGACUUGUUUCUGAGUCAGGCACCUACAUGAACCUUCACAUCAGUGGGACUGGACAGGUAGUUAAGAUACAACUAAGGCUAGCAGUAGUACUCUCCUCUGAACUAAAUUUUUCUAUUGCCUCUAACAAAAAGCCAAAACUCUAGCAAUGCUUCUAGGCUUAUUACUUCUGAAAGGGAAGGAUGAACAAGAUGAGUGCAGCCAACGUAAUAAAAUCCAACCAAACAUGUUAAAAACAAUUAUUUGGGUAUGGCAAAAACAUCUGGUAUUUGUCUACACAAGAAGCAGUCUUCCUUUUUUUUUUUUCUUUUAAAUCUUUAAAUGGAGAUUCUGGUAAUGAGGGAGAUUGCUUUGCUGCCCCUAAAGCUUUUGUCAUGCAAACAUGGUUUUCUGCCUUUGGGUUGGUCUGUUAGACAGGAGCUGUUCUCUGUAAGAAAUCUGUACAGUUAGAGCUAGUGUGUCCAGCCCUAAGGCACAGUGUGAGACCUCUGGUGAGGGUCUCACAGUGUGGAUGUGUGUUUUUUGGAUACUGAAACUGCUUUUGCUUUGUGUGAGUAGGGAUGUUUACUGCCAGACAUGCAAGCAUUAUGGUGCCUAAAUAUUUUGGGCCUAACCAUGAGUGAUUUAGUUCGGGGUUUUUUUUGUUUCGAGUAAGUGAACUUAACCACUGUUAACAUCCACUGUACAGAGUGUGCAUAUAAUAGCUUGAACUAUGUAUA